GUUCAGAUUUUUGCAUUCUGUCUCUCUCUCUCGCAGGUAUGUGAUUGUGAUUACUUUUUCUGCUAUGUGGGAGGAGCGAGACUCGACAUUGGAGAAGGGUUUGUGACGAACGGCGGCCAAAAGAUGAUGAACAUUCUGAAAAACCCACAAAAAAAGGUGAUGCAGAUUACGAGAUGUGUUACAGAUCUUGAUUGGCGUCUCCUUCUCUUAAUCCUCCCUCCUCUCUCUCUCAUUAUCUUUCUCUCUUUCUCCUCUGUUGCAACCACCACCAGCUUCAACCCUUUUUCCACUUUUGCCCCAUUUAAAUCCAUUUUUCACAAUCAUUCCCCUCUCAACUCUGGUCCGUCGAUUUCCUCCGAUAAUGGGGUUCGUAGUAUGAACGAGUCGGAGAGGAAUCGGUGGAUAAAGGAGAAAAAAGACGAGUUGAAUCGGUCGAGAAUCGCCGUCUGUUUGGUGGGUGGAGCCCGGAGGUUCGAGCUCACGGGGCCGUCGAUUGUUCAUAAGAUUCUAAAAGUGUAUCCGAAUUCUGAUCUUUUCUUACACAGUCCUUUGGAUUCCAUGGCAUACAAGUUCUCACUCUUGAAGGUAGCUCCUAAAAUUGCCUCGGUGAAGAUCUUUGAGCCCAAGCCAAUUCCGGUGACUGAGUCACAGGUCCGAGUCCUCACAGCUGAUAACUCACCCAAUGGCGUCCAGGGCCUAUUGCAGUAUUUCAACCUUGUAGAAGGGUGUCUAACAAUGAUUCAAGCGUACCAAGAACAUAACAACUUCACAUACGAUUGGAUAGUCCGAACCCGAGUAGACGGCUACUGGUCCGCUCCACUGGGGCCCGAGUUCUUCAUUCCGGGUAAAUACCUGGUCCCACCUGGCUCAUCGUACGGCGGACUCAACGACCGUCUGGGCAUCGGCGAUUUAAACACCUCCAUCGUCGCUCUCUCGCGAUUAUCACUCAUCCCCCACCUCGACUCGGCCGGGUUUCAUCAACUCAACUCGGAGUGCUCAUUCAAAGCCCAACUCACCACCCAACACAUACCCUACGUCACCAAACGCCUCCCAUUCUGCAUCGUGACGGACCGGAAAUACGAUUUCCCGCCAGCACGUUUUGGCGUCCCGGUGGCGGCGCUGUGGAGUCCGGGGCCACUAAGUGGGGCCAAGUGUAGGCCUUGCGAGCCGGUGUGCAGUGGUGAGUGCGUUGGCAAUGUGAUGAAUGGGCUGCACAGAGGGUGGAGCUGGACCGACUGGGUCAAUGGGAGUCUCCAGCUUUGCGAUGCUCAUGCGGAGUGGGAAAAUGGUUGGGAGGAGAUUUUCGACAGAACCGCCGGAAAGAAAUUAGCCGCUGCGAGGAAACGAGUAUGGGAUUUGGAGUCGGAGCAGUGUGUGAAUGAUUUUGAGGCGAUGAGAAAUCGGACGACAGGUAUUUGGGAGGCUCCGCAGGCGGCAGUGAUUUGUAGUCUCGGCUUGGGUUCUGGGUAGUAGAGAACAAUGAUACGGUGUAAAAGGGCGGCUGACUAGAGACUAGAGAGGGAGGGGUUGUACUUGUGGAUACGUUAGAAAUUGCAUUUUUUUUUUAAUUACUUUGAAACAUACUUUGUAAAUUUUCUAUCAUAUAUUUCCCGGGGAUUAAUUAGAUCUG
Messenger RNA from Ilex paraguariensis (yerba mate), 1630 nucleotides. NCBI's taxonomy places the organism in Eukaryota, Viridiplantae, Streptophyta, Magnoliopsida, Aquifoliales, Aquifoliaceae. The record is from the annotation of a GenBank genome assembly.